GCAUUGCUCUCCUUUAGAAAGACAGAGAGAGAAACAAAGAGACACCCGGAGGCCGUAGUGGAAACUCUGCUGGUUUCUGUUACUGAGAAAGGAAGGGAGACGAAUGGAGUCUCCAUUCAAGGCUGAUAUAGUGAAAGGGAAAGUAGCUUUGAUUACUGGAGGAGGAUCAGGAAUUGGGUUUGAGAUUACUAAAGAAUUUGGUAGACAUGGAGCUUCUGUUGCUAUCAUGGGCAGACGCAAAUCUGUUCUUGAUUCUGCUGUCUCCUCUCUUCGCUCUCUCGGUAUCCAGGCAAUUGGAUUAGAGGGAGAUGUGCGGAAGAAAGAAGACGCGGCUAGAGUUGUCGAUUCAACAUUUGAGCAUUUUGGGAGGAUAGACAUUCUUGUUAAUGCUGCUGCUGGAAAUUUUCUUGUGACUGCUGAGGAUUUGUCCCCAAAUGGAUUUAAAACAGUUAUGGAUAUUGAUUCAGUUGGCACAUUUACAAUGUGCCACACAGCGUUGAAGUAUAUAAAGAAAGGGGGUCUUGGGAGGGGUAUGUCUGGUGGUGGAACCAUAAUGAACAUAAGCGCUACGCUACAUUAUACAGCAGCUUGGUAUCAAAUCCAUGUAUCUGCCGCUAAGGCAGCUGUUGAUGCCAUUACAAGGUCGUUGGCGUUAGAGUGGGGUACGGAUUAUGAUAUAAGAGUCAACGGGAUUGCACCAGGACCAAUUGGUGACACUCCUGGCUUGAGUAAGCUUGCUCCCGAUGAAAUGAAAAUCAACCAUUCUGAAGACGCCAGGCCUCUGUAUAAAGCAGGAGAGAAAUGGGAUAUUGCUAUGGCUGCUCUCUACCUAGCUUCAGAUGCAGCCAAGUACAUCAACGGUAUGACACUUGUGGUCGAUGGAGGAAACUGGUUGAGCCGGCCCCGCCACAUUUCAAAAGAGGCAGUGAAGGAAUUGUCUCGGGUUGUGGAAAAGAGAUCCAGAUCAGGUGCACCAGCACCUGCCAGGGGAGUUCCAAGCCGCAGUAAAAUGUAGUAGUAAGUACCUCCCUAGGUGAAAUGUAGUGGUAAGUGACGGCAAAACCUGAUGAUUGCAAGCACCUCCUCAAGACCUACUUACGCCCGCCCUGAGUCCCUGCAGUUACAGUAAGUUGAACUGCAACUUCAAUCUUAAUGUAUUUAAGUUACAUUGAAAUAUUGUGUGUAGUGAAAAAUAGAAAGGAGACGAGGACCUUGUCCCCAUAGAUGUAUCUUUUAAUCUUAUAUCCUUGAGCAAAGCUCGGAUAUCUGUUACAAAGAUUGCUGUUACCCUCACUCAUUUCUUUUGGAAUAAAAAUAUUUAUUGUGCUCUUCA
Papaver somniferum (opium poppy) is the source of this 1333-nucleotide messenger RNA. Its product is annotated as peroxisomal 2,4-dienoyl-CoA reductase-like. The record is from RefSeq and is a predicted model, not a curated record. Gene Ontology annotation, molecular function: 2,4-dienoyl-CoA reductase (NADPH) activity. Bases 104 to 1015 code for a protein of 303 amino acids. NCBI's taxonomy places the organism in Eukaryota, Viridiplantae, Streptophyta, Magnoliopsida, Ranunculales, Papaveraceae. Gene Ontology annotation, biological process: fatty acid catabolic process. The transcript is spliced from 5 exons.